Exophiala dermatitidis NIH/UT8656 is the source of this 3632-nucleotide messenger RNA. RefSeq names its product neutral trehalase. The transcript has 5 exons. Gene Ontology annotation, biological process: trehalose catabolic process. Gene Ontology annotation, cellular component: cytoplasm. NCBI's taxonomy places the organism in Eukaryota, Fungi, Ascomycota, Eurotiomycetes, Chaetothyriales, Herpotrichiellaceae. The coding region runs from base 959 to 3247 and encodes 762 amino acids. Gene Ontology annotation, molecular function: calcium ion binding; alpha,alpha-trehalase activity. The record is from RefSeq and is a predicted model, not a curated record.
AUUUGAUUGACCUCAAUUUUCCUUGUUUGCAGCAACUGCCGCUUGUUGUUGUUGACCGCCGCUGCAGUGAAGAUACGGACUGAGAGCAGCCAUCACUGCAGCCACUGCUAGAUUGCGCUCUCUGUCCUUUCAGUCUCUCCAAGUACGAGUUGUCACUUGCGUAGCCUGCCUGCGACUGCCAGACAAGCAGCCGGUCACCCCCACGAUACUGCAGCCUGAAGUCACUGUACUGCAGUCGCAGCCAGUCCAGAGUGCCAGUGGUUCUCCUUCUCACAUUCACUGCUGCUCCUGCGGCUGCUACUGCAGGCUCUUUGUAGAUUCACCUGCGAUCGACGUACCACUGCAACCAACUGCGCUGCUGCAGUACAGCGCAGCAACACACCGCAACUUGAAUUCUACAACCUACCCACCGCUUCUUCUCUCUUCUGCCCACCUACCCACCUCCUCCUACUAAGUACCGUCCUGUCACCUCAUUCACGCUCACGGCCUCUCUCGCCCUUACAUUCAAGAUCGCCCUCACUGUCACUACUGCCAACAUACACCUCAGCUCAUUCCUACAGUCAGUCGCGUGCUCGAUAAUCAUCCUUUUGGCCAUAGCCGAUCUGAAGAAAAAUCUGUUCUCUAGCUCGUAUCCAGGCGUGGUGCAGGGCCCCCAACCCAAAUCUUGGGUGUCUUUGCUUAUUCCCGGCGUCUAACUCUAAAAACGACAUUUGCAGCGCCUUCAAAACUUUCAGGCGGGUCCGCAACGACAUCAUUGCCGCCCCCCUGUCAUUAUUAUCUUUUACCCCCGUCACCGUCACGGACUCUCGGCUGUCAUCAACUUCCACUUGGAAAACACUUUGACACGCUUGAACCUGCGCCGACUGAACAGAACUCAGUUAACCUCGUCUCUCUUUAAGUUCUCGCGACCCCUCGACUUUGUUUCCUGGACCUAAAGUUGAACACAUUUCCACCGGUCAUGACCCCGCCACAUGGGCACAAUCGCCGGAGCUCAUCCUUAGACCGUCGCGAUCCCUACUCUUCUCCUUCUGUCUAUUACGAUGAGGAAGCCGUGAGACGCCAGCUCUUGGGUUCACGCAACAGAGCAAUCUCCUCGUAUAUCAAGCCUGCCCGCGAAGAUCUCCCAGGGUACAAAGGCAACUACCCUGCCCGCCGUACCAGUCAUGAUGAGCACUACCAACAACAUCAAGAACUGCUGGUCGACGUGGAUCGCACUCUCAAAGAUUUGAUCGAAAGAGAGGACAUUGACGGGAACCAGCAGAUCACAAUUGAGGACAAUGGACCAAAACACAUCAGUCUCGGCACGUUGGCCUCUGCCGGCUAUCGCACAGCUGAAGUUCGCGGCAAUUACAUGAUCAGCAAUCUGCUGCAAGAGUUGACAUUGGCACAAGAUCUGGGCAAGAAAGUGGUCAAGAUUCAUCGUUCCCGUCUCAGCGAGAAUCCGGUCGACCGACUAUCACGCCGGAUCGCUCAUGAGUUCUGGAAUAACCUCACCCGCUGUCUCGACGCCGACACCAUUGAAAAGGCCGGCCGUGAUCCGAAAGACUGGACUGACGAUCCUCGACCUCGUAUCUACAUUCCACGUGGCUGCCCGGAGCAGCAUGAAUACUAUACCAAGGUGGCCCAGGACCGCCCUGAAAUGCGAUUGGAUGUCCGGUGGUUGCCGGAGGGGCCUAUCACCGCCCAAUACGUGCGCAGUCUGAACGAUGCUCCAGGAAUUUUGGCAUUGGCAAUGAAGAAGGUGACGAUCGAUGGUAAGGAGACACUGAAGGGCGAACCCUUCAUUGUGCCUGGUGGACGGUUCAACGAGCUGUACGGCUGGGACAGUUACAUGGAGUCGAUUGGCUUGAUCCAGAAUGAUAGAGUCGACCUGGCCAAGUCGAUGGUCAUCCACUUCUGUUUCUGCAUUCAGCAUUAUGGCAAGAUCUUGAACGCCAAUCGCUCGUACUACCUCACCCGAUCGCAACCUCCAUUCUUGACCGACAUGGCGCUCAAGGUCUACGACAAGAUCAAGCACGAGCCUGGUGCUCUCGACUUUCUGCGAAUGGCCAUCACCGCCGCGAUCAAGGAGUACUAUGACGUCUGGAUGUCUGCUCCUCGGUACGACCCCGCCACUGGCCUUUCUCGGUACCGGCCGGACGGCGCCGGAGUUCCGCCUGAAACCGAAGCCUCGCAUUUUGUGCACAUCAUCACUCCCUAUGCUAAGAAGCAUGGAAUGUCCUUUGAGGAGUUUGUCAAGGCCUACAACAAUGAAGAGGUGAAGGAGCCAGAGUUGGACGAGUAUUUCCUACACGACCGUGCCGUUCGAGAGUCAGGACACGACACUUCAUAUCGGCUGGAGGGCUGUGCGGCUAAUCUGGCGACCAUUGAUCUGAACUCGCUGCUUUACAAGUACGAAAUCGAUAUUUCGUGGUGCAUCCGACAAUACUUCAAAGAUCGACUGGUCAUUCCCGAAGAAUUCCGUUCAGACGCCAACCGCAAGGAAGGAUAUGAGACUUCGGCGCCCUGGGACCGACGGGCGCGGUUGCGCAAGGCUCGCAUCGACAAAUACAUGUGGAACGAAGCCAAGGGUAUGUACUUUGACUAUGACACGGUCAACAAGAAACGCACCACAUACGAGAGCGCCACCACCUUUUGGGCCAUGUGGGCAGGAUGUGCUUCGCCGCGACAGGCUGCUGCAUUGGUACUCAACGCCUUACCCAAGUUUGAAUGCUUUGGUGGAUUGGUUUCUGGUACCGAGGAGUCCCGUGGUGAGAUCGGUCUGGACCGGCCCAACCGACAGUGGGACUAUCCUUACGGCUGGGCCCCGCAGCAGAUGCUUGCUUGGGGCGGUUUGAUCAAAUACGGCUACAUCGAGGAUGCCCAACGUCUCGCCUACAAGUGGCUGUACAUGGUGACCAAGGCCUUUGUCGACUUCAACGGCGUAGUGGUUGAAAAGUACGAUGUCACCCGCGAGCUCGAUCCCCACAAGGUGGAAGCGGAAUACGGCAACCAAGGUGCAGACUUCAAAGGCGUGCCGAGAGAAGGAUUUGGCUGGGUCAAUGCGAGCUACGUGUAUGGCUUGUCGUUCAUCCCGAUGCACAUGAAACGAGCACUCGGUACCCUCACUCCCUGGGAAACGUUUGCUAAAGCAACCGAGAUUAAGCUGGGCACAUUUGACGACACCAUCGAUGAAGGAUCAGACGAAUCACGACCGGAAUCGGCAGACGAAGGUGAAGCCGCCAUCAGUUCGAGUCCGGAGAACUAAUAAACGCGAAGAGCCAUGCGUUCACGAAGUUGUCGCACGCUUGCAUCCUUCCAGAUUGGGACGGUGGGUUCAUUGUAUUUUUAUGGGGUCCUGAAGGCAUCAUUCUCUUCGAUUUGGACGCGAUCUCUUAUGACCAGACCCGGGGCAGGAUUGGAGGACCGGACGGCGCGUGGCGUAUGCUCAGCAGGCAGUGCAUGGUUUUCCGACUUUUGCUUUGUUCUUGAGCCCUUGCACCCAUGGACGGCGUUAUGAGAACUUUGAGUGAUGAAGCAGACCAAGGACAGGAAGCCCUGAUAAACUGUACAUACCUUGGUCUUGCGGCUAUGCCUGGACCGUUAUUGUUAGAGUCACUCGGAUAGAGGACCACGAAGUUGUUCAUAUCAAA